CUUCUUUUUAGAACAAUGGCACAGAGUGUGAGUGUUGACACUUCUCGCGCUGCAUAUUCCUAUAAUUUUGUUAUAAGAACCACGACAAGAACAAGAACUUUAACUUUUGGCAGUAUUAGAUGUAACAUCAUGGUCGGGCUGAAAGGAAGCGACUAAGAAAGCAAGAACGGGCACCAGGCAGCCCGACCGCGCGACACCGCUACCCACGUUACCCGCUACCCACAUAAGCCGCUACCGACAUAAGCCGCCUGCUGCAUAGAUAGACACACCAGAUCCAGCGGCGACCAUAGCGCAAAACAUACGAAACCAAAAAAAAAUCCGGCGAGAUCGUACGCGGUGCCCGGAGCGCAUCAAUACAGACAAACAAACAACCAAACAAACAAACAUCAUGGCGCAACAACUCACUACAAGUACAUUAUAACAUCUUCAACAAGUUGCUAUAAGACAUAAAAUCAAGAUGGACGAACACGAUAUGGAAAGCGUGGUUCCUAUCGACUCCUUGGCGGAACAAGAGAUCAUGGACUCUCCGCUAUUCCCCAUCCGAGUCGAAGGAGAACACAACUUUUGCGAUAAUAAUGACGUCACGAAGAACUUUUGCGAUAAUAAUGACGUCAUGAAGAACUUUGAUAAUGAACACGGACUACAACAUAAUAACACUAGUAACUACAGCAGCAUGAGCAUGAUACACGAACAAGCCAUCCACCAGCAUACUCCUACUCGACAAUUAGAUCAUGUGGAACUUGAAAGGAGAACUACACCAGUAGAGGAGCAGUUGCCUGCAGCGCCACGACCGCAUUUAGAAGUGGGUCAACAAAUCUGUUUUGUGCGCGAAAUGGUCAGAUCCGAGUUAGCCCAGUGGAAAAGAGAAUUUCUAGCAAAAAUCGACUUGCUAGACCUACGAGCGUCCGUGGAAGCGGUAUUAUGCAUAUUAAUAGGGCUAUAGCUAUUUUUUGUAUCAAGAAAAAGGUACAGGGUCGUGGCUGAACGACCUCGUCUAGAACGGUAGACAAGACGAUCAUGACAUGACACUAGAUUGGCAUGACAUGAGUUAUCUUACUAGAUCAUCUACUGGAACGAUGUUGUGGAAGCACUUUGAUGUCACGAUGUUGUGGAAGCAGAAGUAGUUGAUAACUCGACCCGUGGUUUCAAAAAGAGUUAGAAGAUGUAAAUGUUGUCUGCAAGUGCAACUACAUAUUAAUUUACACAUCAACAGAAUGAAGCGGGUCUUCUCGAACUCCGCAAUGAAGUGCGGGAAAAAGUUGAUGGUUCUCAUGCCAUCGUAGCGAAUCGUCAAGUCUGUCUCGCAGAGCAACAGGAUUCAUGGAUGCGCGAUUGCGAAGGUGCGGUUCAGGAAGUCUGUGAACGUCUUGCCAUAGUCGAGAGAAGAAGUAUGGCACCGACGUUGUUGGAAGCCUUAGAAGAAUUCGAGAUCAUGGUCGGAGCAGGUGUGGAGGGUACUAGUACGAGCAGUAGGGACGUCGAAGAUAUUAGCAAGAAGAGCAACUGUAGUAGUUCUAACACGACUACUAGAAGUACUGGGAUCAUGACCGAAGCCGAACAAGAAGAUGAGCAUCAAGAAAAUAUUGAAUUGAAAGGUACUAGGAAGUUGGACAGAGUUCGUUAUUAUAGUUGAGUCAAGGAAUCAUUUUAGCUCACGGACAACUUCACCUUCACACCUACAACAUUCUAAGAAAUUCUUCAUUCGUCAUAUUAAAUUUGCAGGUGCUAGUCCUCGUAGUCUGGGUCCCACCAGUGGUCAGCACAAAAAUACAGCAUUUACUGGUGCAGUAUCUCGGAUGCAGAAGGUGGUGUCCGGAGUGGUUGCUUCUGCCUUUAGGACAUCAGAGCAGCGUACUGCAGCCGAAUCAAAGGCAAUAAUUGAACGUGUAGCCAAGUUAGAGGACAAACUUGAAAAAUUGACUUCCACAACCAACGCGAUGAAUAUCAAAAUUCAAAUGCUGGAGGACGAGGAAAAGAGUAAGAAAUCGAUAACUACGGCAGAAAAAGAAAAACUAGAGAAGCAAAUGCGUCAGUUGGAGAAAGGCUUAGCAGACCGCGAAGAAGCUCAAAGAAAUCAAUAUGCAGCUUUUGAGACGAGGCUGAAAGAGGAAGAGGCAGCGGUACUACGAUCGUACAAUAUUUAUAUAUGUACCAGGGAGGGAGGCCCCGCCCCCCCUGUGGAUAUAUAUGCUGCAGGUUGUAGGGGAGCGCCCCCCCUAACGCAGGGGGGGCGUGUAUCCCUGGGCCCCUUUUGAAGGCGUGUGCCGGGGGUGGAAGGCUUCAAAAGGGGCCCAAUGAGCCUCCGUUCCCUUCCAGCUGCCUGCGUGUACCCUUCCGACCUCCUAUUUGCUUCGCCGCCCCAGUAGUGCGCCGGGUGUGGAAGGCCUCCGAAGGCAGCAAAAGGCGCAAGGCUGGACCCCUUGAGCCGUGUGGCCUGGCCCCUCCGGGAGGUCGCUAGAUCUCCUUGUAAUUGACAUGCUGAUGUACUCUUUCUAAGACUAGGCGGCACUCCGCUUUUAGAAAAAAUCUUACCACUAUGCGUGUGUGGAUUAAUAGAAUAGUGAUCUCAAUCCAUACAUAUUUAUUUAUGCCCGACCACCGCCCGCACCCACGACGUCUCCCUACUAACUUAGGUUCGUUCUCGUUUAGAGGAUUUUGAGAACGAAGUGGAGCGACGGGCCGAGGGGCGUUUCAAAUUUUUCCGCACGGAACUACAUGACCAGCGAAAAUGGCUCGCCGAAGCAGGCGAGGCCAUCAAUAGUCUCUGCUGCAAGGUCCAACAACAGGGAAAACGAACAUCGAUUAAGGCUGCUAGUUGUAUUAGGUGCGGUAUGAAUACAUCGUCCUGAAGAUCAACUUUGGUCUUGGUGAGCAGGGCGUCAGGCAUGAUCCUGUUCCUGCGUAGCAUUUGCGACUUCCUUGAUAAAAACAAACUGAGGUUUCUUGACAAGCAAUAGUUCCUGCAAUAGUACUAAUCUAUCUGUCAUCAUCAUGAGAACUUGACAAAGAGUUGAAAGUGGGUCUGUCUCUAAUGCAAGGCAAAAUCGUGAGACAGAUGAAAGACUCCGCGUAGAGAUGGCGAAACACGUGGAACAGAUUCAGGUACUUUUUCACGUAGUUAUAUUUACAGUGAUGGACGAGGAGAUUACGUUGCAUAUGAACGGACAGAUUACCAAAACGAACCUUGCACCUUUUGAGCUUUGAGCUCAACCUAGGCUGAUUUUCAGCCUUUCCUCAAUUUCUAGCAUAGGGCGACCCGGCUUUACCAUGGUCGGCGUUCGGCUGCCUGAUCGUGUAGCUGUAGCUACGAGGGGAAUAAGAUGCGAUCCGAAAUCGUGCUGAGGUUCACUCUGGUGUCGCGAUAUCCAAUUCGACCCGGCAGUUUAUAUGCGAUGUUGGGCGCAUGUUUGAGAUUUACAACAGUGAUGGACGAGGCGACUACGUUGCAUUUUCCACAGUGAUACUAGAAACCACGAAAGAAGAAGAUAUAACGUUUACAAGGCAGUUCUUCUUCUUCUUUCAGUGCUUUCUUCGUUGGUAAGAGGAUGAAGAUCAGGAUGUUCUUCUUCAUCAACUGAAGCUGAAUUCAACAUGUUCAACAAAUAUCUCGUCACAACUGCCCUCGACAAAUCUUCUUCCACGACCUCCACCUGCUAUUACUUAUAUUAUUUCAGCGCGAAGUGCAGCAAGAAGUAGCGAGAGAGGCCACCAAUAAGACGAAUGCGGAGUUCUUGGAAGUCAGCAUAUUUGAGAAAGAAAUGAAAAAGGAGUCCGAGUUACUGGAGGAAAGACUCACAUCUGCAAGGAUCGAAACAGAGGUCGUUUUGGCACAGAGGUACUAAACUACACCAAUUAGGCCACUAAUAGGUGCAGGCACGAUUCUUAAGGAGCGCGCAUGCAAUGUAUCAAGUAGUCGAUGGGCUUAGUUGUGGUAAAGAUCUCAAUCUCUCCUACUCGUCCUGGUGAAAGAUUGCUGAACCAGAGGAGCUUCUCUACCCUCCUUCAAUCCUCAGGCUAACGAAUCUCGAGGGUCAGCUGGCAAAGGUGCAGGACGCUAAUAAGAGUGCGGCCGCGCACCACAGAGCUGGGGACCGGCGCGUUCUGGAUAGUCUACGCUCUGAUUACGGCUACCGCUGAAGCAUGCUCCUCAACUACCUCCCUGGCUUCUUUUUCAAGAAGAAAAAGGACUCAGGGAUGGGCUCAAGAAUGCGACGUGAUAGCUCUAACCUGAGGUAGCGGAAGCUAAUCGCCUGACGGCUGCUCGACUGGCGAAUCUUGUGCAACAUGUAGACACGAAGAUGGAAGACAUGCACAAGCGUACGACUAGUCGAGCGAUUCAUUAAGGCUCUUAAUGAUAAUGAUUCAUCUCCACACGGUACUGGCCUAGGCUUAAUAUACUAAUUCAUCUCCAGCACCAGCAGCUCCACAUGAGGCACAGAGUGCCAGUGCAUCUGACUACUGGCGUCAGUUUCCUUCUUUGAGGAGCCUGAGACUGAGACCAUGAGCUGAGCAUGUGAAUUUUUCUCAGUCCUCUAAAUUGAGGCCAGCGUAGAGGAAAUGUUGCAACGUUCUGGACUGAGACAAGCGACCCAACGCCUGCAGGAAGAUCACGAUGCGGCAGAAGGAGAGGCAAGGGCGUUGUCAGAAGAUGUGACACGUUGCGAAGGAAUGCUCACCCAAACGGUACGUUCGCUUCUGAUUUUGAACCAUACCAUCUUUGGCGAGCACGUGUUGCAAAAUGCGUUGAUGAUGACCGAAAUCGGGAAGAACCACGAGGGAAAUGCAAGUGGUCCUCGUGGAGGAAAAGAUACAUCAACGGCAGCAAAUUCUUGUUCAUCCGCGUCCAGCAGUGGUCUUUCGACCCCUGAUGAAGAGAAAAAUGGUGCCCAGCUACUGACGCACGAUGAUGAGCAUCGCACAAGAACUACAACAGCGAAGCCAUCUUCUGGAAAUAAAAAUAGCCGACAGGAGCGUGGUGAACGCAGUGCAGUUCCUCCUUGUGGGAUCCUUGUGCGGCGGGAAAGUGAUGGGAGGAGAGCCCCCUCGUCAACAACACAUGAUCAAGAUUACUCAAGAACACCCCGUGAUUCAGGUUCAGGAGGUUCUUUUAUCGACGUAAACGAAGCUUUCCUUGACAAUUUAUGUACAUCGAUGGAAAAAAACUGGCAAAGAGUUUCCGAAAAGGGUAAGGGCAAAACGGUAUUGGACCUCCUCAACAAAAAGGCAGACUACACUGUCUUGCGGCUCCUUCAAAUAUCUCAACAACACAUCGAGUCCCAGGUGGAUCGUGUGCGUUCCGAGUUUCGCAGGGUAGUGCAGCAAAACGAAGAAAUGAGCGACUUACAUCUUAAUAGAACAAGGACCAUGCUACAUCAGAUCAUGAUGGAGAACAAGAACAGGGGAAAUGGAAUAAGUAAUGCAUUGUCUGAAGGCUCUGGAGGACGUCGAGCUAGUACAACUGCAGCUCGCAUCAAGGGGGGCUCUCCCUCUCCACCUCGCCAGCACGUUGUUUUGGAGCACAACAGAUCAUCUCCCUGGUGCAGUGGCAAGAACAGUCAUGGAGGAGUAGGAGCACCAGCCUCUCUAUUUUAAGGCUCACUAUUAAGUCACUCAUCAUUUCCUGCAUCUAUUUUAAGGCUCACCAAGGGGGCACUAUUUAAGGCUCACCAAGCGAGCCACUCUCAUUUUAUGACACGACUGUCAGUCACCUCAUCAUUUCGUACUGCAUUAUUUGGCUACUUUGAUGCAGGUCUUCAUCAAAAACAUGGAUUAAUUUCGACAAAUGCGCCAGGAGCUCUAAUCUUUCCAGAACUUUCCUUUUACAAAACCAAAAGGUGGUGGAGGACCAGUUGUAGCAGGAGGCGCCUCUGGAGGAGUACCAAAUGAGCUCCUUGUAGAUGGAAGUGGAACGAUGAAUCCGGUGGUCGCGUCAUGGAUGCAGCAGUUGCUUCUAUGGAGUGGAAAAGGUCCUGCAGCUACUUGUCCGACACAGCAAAAUCAAACUGCGAUGACGAAUCAUGACAAAGGAGGUGGAAAGAAGGUGGCAAGAAGAAGUGCCUCUAUUCUAGCGAAGACGAGGCCAAGCAGUGCACCUGGUUCAGAAGUGGUGUACUACCCGCCCUUACUGUCUAACGCAUGGACGCAACCCGAAGACUUUCAUACAACUGGUGCUCACAAUGAUCAUAUGCUUGGCAAUGGAGUAGAAACAACCAAUAUUCAUCACCACGGGGCAGCUCAUGUAUACGACGAGGACUAUAUCAAUGUCGUCGAUGAAGAUGAUGUUGAUCAGGUGCUGAAACAUAUGCCAUCUCAACAACAACAUCCUCGUCCAGGAGAUGAGCUGCAAAGUAAAGCACAUCUACUAAAUCUGCAUCAGGGUCGUGUUGUAAAUGGAGGAGCCCCUGCUCGUGCGUCUGGUACUACAGAAGUGUCUUCUUCAGGUGGAUACUAUCACCCUGAACCUGAUGCUGCACACAUUUUACAACCCCCACGAACAACGCGGUUGGCGACCACUAUGGACGACGCACAACAACGUCAACCUCCGCAGCCAGUUGGCGUACUAGGUGGAGGCAAUAAUUUCUUACGUACUCAAGUCCAAGAAUCUGAAUCUGUUUGUCUAUCCCCACCCACCUUUACUGGACAACAUGAUAGAAGUUGUACUUCAACAACUCGUAAUGUCGCAGGAACGACACCCAUUUUUCGAGAACCAGUACAAGGAAAAGGCCUUACAUCAUCUAGUACAACUGCUGGGCCACAACAUCACAAUAUUAUUAGCGCGUCUGCCAUCGAUGGCUCGGAGAUCGUUCGUAGUCCCUAUUUGCAAAAUAUCAACGCGUGGUCUGCCGGUGGAGGUGCAGGAGACAAUGUGUCCGGUGAUUGUGCAUCGCCUCCGAUGCCACCGAUGUUGUCGAGCAGCCUCAGUGCGACACUGGACAACCUUCACCGACGUCGAGGCCAGGAAGGUAAUACAGAAGUGAAUUCUACAUCUACUGUUAUGAAACAAAGACCACGUCUCUACGGUCACUCGAACGGUGGUAAAAGGGGCAAUUGCAUGCAUAGGACUGAAUAGACAUUUGACAUCUUCCAGAACUCCGUCAGAUCGAACAAGAUUCCUAUUAAAUGGUCAUUUUCAAGGCUAGGAAGGGUGAGUGGGUAUGUUGACUUAGAUCUUGAUUGUGACGUUCAUCUAUGUGUGACAACACUAUGGACAGUAGCGGCUGCGCCUGCAGCAAUUACUUACCUUCAUCUUCAUCUUCAAGCUCUAGCUCUAAUGGCGGCAACACCGCUGCAACCGCAUCCGCAUCAGAAGCAAAAGGAGUCAUUUUACAUCAUACGCCUUAUCCUCCAGGCGUCUCUCGCUUUGCUUUGAGACCCAAGAGUCCUGCACCAAUUCAUCCGUCAAGAAAGCGAGGUCCGAAAGGAAUGACAAUGGCGCAAUCUUCUGAUGGAGUUGCGAGAAAGGGCCCUUGUUCUAAUUAG
Amoebophrya sp. A25 is the source of this 7479-nucleotide messenger RNA. NCBI's taxonomy places the organism in Eukaryota, Dinophyceae, Syndiniales, Amoebophryaceae. The record is from the annotation of a GenBank genome assembly.